This is a messenger RNA of Plenodomus lingam JN3, 960 nucleotides long. The record is from RefSeq and is a predicted model, not a curated record. NCBI's taxonomy places the organism in Eukaryota, Fungi, Ascomycota, Dothideomycetes, Pleosporales, Leptosphaeriaceae.
AUGGCAGGUGAGAUGCCAAAUGGCCACGCGCCACAUGCGCCAAUAGAAGUUUCCUUCCCAUUGCCCAAAGCACCUCAUACCAAUCUGCACUUGCAGCUCACCAACAAUGGCCCCAACUUGCUGCUCUUCCUAACCACCGCCACGCCUGAAUCAGCGUCUUCUUCCCCACUGGGCUCAUUCGUGUACGCUAUGCCCAAUCGUGCUUUCACCAUACUCGCCAGCAGAGUGCACGAGGAAGUCAGAGCUAAUCAUUCAUGGCAGAGAGCUACACCAACAGAUACACUGAGCACACCCCUCUUCACCCAUGGCGGAACCCUGGAUUUUGCAACGCGGCUGUCAAAAGUCCUUGCGCGCAAGACAGGGAAGCCGGUCUAUGUAGGUAAUUCCGCCAGCUUUGCGAGUGCAGGCAUGGGCGGCACUGUCGAAGAAGAGAUGGAGGGGUUCAAGAGGGUGGUGGAGGUUGUCAUGGACUGCACGCACAACACCUCAGCUCACGCGACAGGAGAGAGCCAUAUUCGAGCUGGAAAACAAUGUCCCAAUGAUGGCGGAAGGGAGUCACGACACACGAGGGAACUCAAUACGCUUCUGGACAUUUUACAAUCAUUACUCCACGUUCUAUACUCUAAAGCUGAAAAGCUUCGCAUUUCCCUCCAAAAACAUGCAAUCCACACCAUCUACACAUCUUUCAGCCUCUCCUCCACGCUCCUCUUCGCCUCAUCAGACGUAUUCGGGUUAUUCAACGUCGCCUUGAGACCGCCAGUAACAUUAUUGGAAUUCCUCUCUCCACCAGACUUGGACGCAGAUUCGACAUCUCCAACAUUCUCCGCGUUCUCGAGAACCUCGCGGGAUCGUACUGGGUUUAUUGAGAUUAGCUUUGUGGCCUCCAAUCACGUUUCCAGAGUUGGCAGACAUGGCGAUGUUGUUGUUGUUGGAGUGAUUGUGCUGAUUACGUUGGAGUGA